Messenger RNA from Echinostoma caproni, 1650 nucleotides. Lineage: Eukaryota; Metazoa; Platyhelminthes; Trematoda; Plagiorchiida; Echinostomatidae. The record is from the annotation of a GenBank genome assembly.
AUGAAGCAAGUGAUCGACAAAGAGCAAGAAAAUGGUGAAAUUCGCCGACUGGCCGUUAGGCGACCUAUACUGAAAAGGAAGAAUCUAUUACCCGAAGUGCUAUGUUGUUGCAAACCUCGACCGGAAAAUAUCCAUAUUUGUAAAUUGUCCUCUGUGAUGAACGCUGAUGAGCCCGAUUCACCACAGCCAGGAGAGGCUUCACAAUCAGUUCAAAAUUGUGAUUCCACUGAAAACGAUGUCAGUUUACCGAUCAGAGCACCAUCCAGUUCGCACUCAAAAUUUCUGAGUGGAUGUAUGCCUAUACAUGGCUUACGUCGUUCCGCUUCUUCUCCGAGACAUUCAUCUCGCAGAACUAUCAUAUCCAACACGCGGAAUGUAUCCGUACGGAAUCAGAACAUUACCUCACCGGUAAAUGACGAGGCUAAUCAACCUGUUGAGGCAUCAAAAGCAAACAUUUCAUCCGAUUUAUGGGACAACGAAGGAUCAUUCAAAUGGCGUAAGGUACGACCUUCUGCCACAAUUCAUCACACCAACUUAAGUGCCCUCAAACCAUCUCACCUAUGGAUUAGACACAAACAUACAUCGGUAUCCGAAAGCUCUAACAUGUCACAGUCUAUUAGUCCCCUUGGAACACCUUUGACGGAUACCACUUCUGUGUUUCGUGAUCCAAUGCUAGAAGAGUUGGAUGCAGAGCUCCCUGUACCCCCACCUCCUCCUCGUGCAUAUCCACCGUGGUUGAAACUCGCCUUAUUGAAACAACAACGUGAACAUACCAGUAACCCAGUUACCCCGACCACAGACUCUUCCAUCCCUUGUUCUGGAUUAUCACGCUCUCAGACAUGUGACUACUCCACCAGAGCUGGCUCUCGCCCCGGUUUAAAUAAGCAAAAAUCGAUUAGCCUGGAAAACGAUCGAUACGGGAUCCGCAUCUAUCCAGUCAUUCAAGAUGGGGUGAAAAUAAGCGAUACACACUAUUGGUUACUUGAUGCUCCACAACCACGCCAUGUACUACCUCCAUGCCCUUGUGCAGAAAGUGUACCCAUCUCAUCUUCACCUCUGAAUGAAGCGGGUGACUAUUUGAAUGUGCCCGCUGGUGUAAACCUACGCCGAGAGAGAUCUGAACCAAGUCGACAAGCUCUGAAUAACAUUCAUUACCAAAUGGUACAACGUUUAUUGGAAGCGGUUCCCGAGGCUACUGAAGCCGAAUGUCAAGCAGUGCUUAUCGGAGCAGGUUAUCACUAUGAGGAGGCUAUGCGGCGUUUGAAACUGGAAUUACUGCGUCGUUUGGGCUAUUUUUCCCGAUCGCAAUUCAAACGCAUCCUGCAGAAGGUUGACUGGAAUUUGCCACUAGCCAUGGAUAAAGUACGCCGAGCAAUGCACGCUCGUAGUAAAUCCACUAUGCAAUCAUCUAAUCCGAGCGGUUCACUAUCAGACCCAAACAGUGCAUCUCUUUCCCCGACCCCAACAACCGACACUCAAACUGCCGAUAUCCCUCAGUUCAGUGGCACGCUGGAUGUGCUUCAAUCCCCCACCUCUCCGAUCUCAACCAAUUUACUCGAUUCACCGGGUGUAAAUUCCACAUCGGCCCAACAUUUGAAUAUAGCCCAUAAGAAUCGGGCAUAUCCGUUUCGGAGUACAGAACCGCCUUGA